Molecule: messenger RNA, 2594 nt
Organism: Penaeus indicus
Lineage: Eukaryota; Metazoa; Arthropoda; Malacostraca; Decapoda; Penaeidae
Product: transmembrane protein 192-like
Exons: 7
Coding region: 28-969 (313 amino acids)
Cellular component (GO): late endosome; lysosomal membrane
Source: RefSeq, a predicted model, not a curated record
AAGAAAGCCCUAAACUAAACUUUGUUUAUGAUAGAAAAACCGUCAAUGCACAAACAAGAUUUAUUGAAGAGUGAGACAACAGUUUCAAAAUCCCCUUGGAUAUCAUCAAGUUUGAAGAGAAAAGGGAAAGGAAGGAGUAUAAGUGGGAGAGAGGAAAUACAAUGUGGCAACCACAGGGCAGAUCCUAAGACGCUGACAAUGGAACGACAAGCUAACACUGUGGAAGCAGGGGAUUUCAGUAUUAAUACUGUAGGGGGAGACCAAGAAAAGCUCAUUGUGGGGCAGGAAGAGCAUCACUACCCACUCCCUGUAAUACCAGCCCUUUACAGCAAGUUACUGUUGUUGAUCAUUUUACCAGCUGGAGCAUUUCUUGUCCCGGUUGUCCACACUUCAAACACUGGUACUGAUUCAUUUUCUGCCCUUCAGUACCUACACAUAAUUGUGUGGGCUGUGGUUAUGGUUCUUACUUGGUAUGUAAAAGCAGAACAUAAGAAGUCGAGAAUCCUUGGCUAUCAUGAUUUCUACAAUGCGACCCGAUAUCUACACAGAGUCACUUUUUACAUUUUGAGUGGAGGAAAUGUCAUCUUGAUUGUCAUUGGUUGUGUUGUAAAAGACUAUUGUCUGGGUGGAAGCUCAGACACUUGUAGUUUGAAUCUUGGACUGACCCCUGUGAACUAUCAGCAAGUGAUUUUUAUCCUAGAGAUAUUUUGUGCAAUACCCUUUGUCAUCAAACACAUAGUGGAAGUUGUUCGCUUCAACCUUGCUGGACUUCCUCCUGACACCCUGGCAGAAGAUGUGGCUCUCAGAUUUACCCGUCCGGAUUCCUAUGUGGGAGUGAGGGGUCCUAGCAACUUAGAAUGGGUGUUGGAACGGCAAGCUGACCUACUCCAAGUCCUACGGCACAGGAACCUGAUACUUACCCAGCAGGUGUAUGCUCUCACACAUAAUGAUCAGCAAAGUCAGCCUUGAUAGAAUCACUGUUGACCUUUACUCUGAUUAAAACAAGAGAUAUUUAAAGGUGUGCAAAUAUUUGUAGUAAUGCUUUUCCCCCUCUUUUUUCAAAUAGUUUUUAUGUGCAAAUAUUCAUGACUAUGUUUUUUUUAUGUGUUUUUUUUCUUGUUUUUCAUAUGACUCAUUCAUAAGUGAAGGUGUAGUACAUUUGUUGAAUAGCCUCCCCCCCUUCCUCUCCUCCUCCUCCUCCUCCUUACCUUUCUUUUACUUUACUCCUCUCCCCAGUCUUGUGGGUGUACAUCAUGUACACCCAUGAAACCACUAUUACCCACACUUGUACCCACACCUACACCUUACCCACACUCAUACCCAUACUCAUAUCCACACUCAUACCCACACUCAUACCCACACUCAUACCCACACUCAUACCCACACUGACACCCACACUGACCCAAUCAUAUGUAUGCACAAUUAGAGAGUGUUGCAAAAAUCUUGAGGUUUUGUUCAUAACAAGGAAGUUAAGAAUUUCAUGUGUCAAUACAAGUCUGUAUAAUUUUUUUCUGACACUAAAUAUUAUGAGAAAGGAAGAAUAUGAAAAUGAGUAAUCUAAUCAACAGAUUUAGAAGUAAGGAACAACACAAAAGUAUGAAGUAAUAUCAAUGCUAGUGCCUAGUUAGGGAUUAGUCAUGUGACAAUGAGAUCCCUGUGUCUUCCAUGUGAGGUUUUGCCAAAUUGACUGAGAAGUUGGAUUAGCUGGUAGGAAACAAGGGGUUGAAUCAAUAUAAAUGGGUAUUGGUUAGGGUAGCAGCAGGCAAAGAGAGGGUUAGAGUAUAGCUUAUAGGAGUGAAUGUGGAAAUAGGGGAAAGGCUCUUCCUCAAGACCUUUGAUAUAAAGCAGUGAGGUAAAUGACUAAUAUGUGGAACCACUUUUAUACAUUUGUGAAGUGGGCAGGAUGAAACAAAUGAUAUGUAAGAUCUGGGAUGAUUGUUACUAUCUGUGCUUUUGUAAGGAAGAGAAGACUUUACUACUUUCUUUAGUAUCCAGAGUGUUCAUCAAGACGCUGUUACACUAUGCUGAAAUUACUGUAGUUUUUUUAGAGGUAAGGGAAUCUCACUAGUUCCAUGAUAUUUCCCUACAGUAUUAUUUUUCUGCAAAUAAAUAAAAAAUAAAUCUUAAAAGUAAUAUCUGUAGAAAGCUUGCGAGUUGUACAGAUUUCAUUUGAUUCUGUUAGAAAUUAACGCUGAUUAUGAUUGCAAUAUCUCUUGGAUUUUGAAAAUUACCGAAACUUAAAAACAUAUUUAGUAGUAUUUGUUUCUGCUGUUACUAAUGCUAUAUGGACUUUAAUUUGCAAUUUAAUGUAAACUUUCUUGUAUGUCCCAAAGUUAUUAACAUUAAUUAUGCCAUUUUUAUAUCAAUAAACAUUUCUGUAUUUUAAAGAAGUAUUACUAUUUUUAUUUUUUUUAUUUUUCUUUUGUUUCAUUUCCAACAACAUAGAGAAGUGCUGCCAUACAGGCUUAUAAAAAACACGAAGUACGAAUCAUGAAAUUAAUCAGAUUUUAGCAUAGUGUUACAUGCAUUUAAUAAAGCUUUUUAGAUCUUACAAGAUACUGGGUCUUAGUAUGUCUUAUCAUCUGAGUCUUUUA